Tetrapisispora phaffii CBS 4417 is the source of this 1299-nucleotide messenger RNA. It is a transcript of the gene LIH1, whose product is annotated as putative lipase. The record is from RefSeq and is a predicted model, not a curated record. NCBI's taxonomy places the organism in Eukaryota, Fungi, Ascomycota, Saccharomycetes, Saccharomycetales, Saccharomycetaceae. The transcript has a single exon. Gene Ontology annotation, biological process: lipid metabolic process. The coding region runs from base 1 to 1299 and encodes 432 amino acids.
AUGUUGUUUGUCAAAAUUAGUGUAAUAACGAUAUGGUUAUUAAGAAAGUCACAGGCUUUCCAAUUACAAGGAACUUUGAAGUAUUAUGAUUCAGCUGAGAAAUUCAGAUUGAAUUAUAAUGGCAAUGCAAAGGAAGAAUACGACGGUGUGGAUGUCAAUACAGAAACUGAUCAUGGUAAUUACUUGGACAAUAAUUCUGGUUACGAUGAUGAUGGUGAAACAGGUCUUGAAAAUGUAUAUGAUGGUCUUGAGGAAUCAUUGUCAGAGCAAAAGGAAGUUUACAAUGAAAAUUUUGAAACCUCGACUUCAAGAAACGAGGAUUACAAAAACGUCAAGAUCUCACAAGAUUUUUAUGAUAGAUUAGUUUACUUUAGCAAAGUUUGUGCAAUGACUAGUUGCAUUUCAGACAAUUUGAUAAAAGAAAACAAAACGUUUGCUGAAGGUGGAUGCCCUGGCCAUCUAAAAUUUUGUAAAGAUCCAAUUGACAACCCUACUUACACUAGAACCAGGAUUGAAAUGGUUCUGAGCGCAGAUAAAGGAGAAUUGGGGACUGGUUAUGUUAUUGUAGACCAUAAAAGAAAGGUUGUCAUAAUUGCCUUUAGAGGAUCUUCUACUAGACAAGACUGGUUUAGUGACUUCCAAAUAUAUCCUGUAGAUUAUGAACCAGCUUCGUUGGUUGCAUAUAAUAAGUUAGUUAAUAAACGAAUCAUUCCAGAAUGUCAUAAUUGUAAGAUUCACAGAGGAUUUUACAGGUUCAAGGAAACUUUAGGCCCACUUUUCCUAGAUAAAAUCGAAGCAAUAUUUAAUAAAUAUCCAGACUACCGUGCAGUUGUUUCGGGGCACUCGUUAGGUGCUGCUAUGGCUAGUAUCACUGGUAUUGAAUUGAAAUUGAGAGGUUAUAACCCAAUCGUAUUGACAUAUGCCACACCUAGAAUGUUCAAUACGGAGAUGAGAGAGUGGAUCGAUACCAUCUUUUCAACGGAUCAAAUACAUUACACUUCAGUUUCUAAAGGUGUUGUUGAUUACAAUCAUUGUGAUAAAGGAGGAUACUUCCGAGUUGUUCAUAACCAAGAUUACAUUCCUAUGGUGCCUCCAUUUUAUGAAGCUGCAGGCCUAGAACUUUUCAUUAAUAAAAUAGAGUUGCCACAUACUAUUGAUGAUGUAGAGUACCGAGGUCAUAAAAAGACAUAUUUUGAGGACAUAACCAAACUAAAUACAGUAAAUCAUGUUGAAGAUUGGUUGCACACUUAUGAACAUAGAGCGUACUUCAUUUUGAUAGAAGGCUGUCACAAUAUCUAA